CGGAAGCACUGGGUCGGGGGCCCGCUCUUGCAGCCAGCCCCACCCACUCGCCGCCGCCCCACCCCUCCGGCCCAGAACGGAAAUGAGGUCAGAGAGGGAAACCCCGGCGGUGAGAAUCGGCCCAAAAAGCGGCGGCCGUUCGAGGUGGCUGCGGCAGCUGAUGUGGCCUCAUGGAUGAGCUGGUACACGACUUAGCAUCAGCCUUGGAGCAGACAUCUGAGCAGAAUAAGCUUGGUGAGCUGUGGGAGGAGAUGGCCCUGAGCCCCCGGCAGCAGAGGCGGCAGCUUCGGAAACGCCGAGGUCGGAAGCGUCGUUCUGACUUCACUCACCUGGCAGAGCAUACCUGCUGCUACAGCGAGGCCUCUGAGUCAAGUCUGGAUGAGGCCACUAAGGACUGUCGAGAAGUGGCUCCUGUGACCAAUUUUAGUGACUCUGAUGACACAAUGGUAGCCAAACGACACCCAGCUCUCAAUGCCAUUGUUAAGAGUAAGCAACAUUCUUGGCAUGAAUCUGACUCCUUUACUGAAAAUGCACCUUGUCGACCACUCAGACGCAGGCGGAAGGUGAAGCGAGUGACAUCAGAGGUGGCUGCUAGCCUUCAGCAGAAGCUGAAGGUGUCAGAUUGGAGCUAUGAGAGAGGCUGCAGGUUCAAGUCUGCCAAGAAGCAACGUCUGUCCCGCUGGAAGGAGAAUACUCCUUGGACCUCAUCAGGCCAUGGGUUGUGUGAAUCAGCAGAAAAUAGGACUUUCCUAAGCAAAACAGGAAGAAAAGAAAGGAUGGAGUGUGAAACAGAUGAACAAAAACAGGGCUCUGAUGAGAACAUGUCAGAAUGUGAAACCAGCAGUGUGUGUAGCAGCAGUGACACUGGGCUCUUUACCAAUGAUGAAGGGCGACAAGGUGAUGAUGAGCAGAGUGAUUGGUUCUAUGAAGGAGAAUGUGUCCCAGGAUUCACUGUCCCUAAUCUUCUGCCCAAGUGGGCUCCUGAUCAUUGCUCUGAAGUAGAAAGAAUGGAUUCUGGAUUGGAUAAAUUUUCAGAUUCCACAUUCCUUUUACCUUCUCGGCCAGCUCAAAGAGGGUACCAUGCUCGCUUGAAUCGUCUGCCUGGAGCUGCCGCUCGAUGCCUCAGAAAGGGGCGAAGAAGGCUGGUUGGGAAGGAGACCAGCAUAAACACUUUGGGUACUGAGAGGAUAAACCAUAUCACUAGUGACCCUCGGCAGAAAGAAAAGAAUAAAGCAUUGGCUUCUGAUUUUCCUCACAUUUCUGCUUGUACACAUGAGUUCAAUCCUCUGUCUCCCCUUUACUCCCUGGAUGUUCUUGCCGAUGCUUCUCACCGAAGGUGUUCACCAGCACACUGCUCUGCCAGACAGACAAAUGUACAUUGGGGACCACCAUGUUCACGUGACAUCAAGAGGAAGCGGAAACCAGCGGCCACAGCAUCUUUGUCUAGCCCCAGUGCAGUUCACAUGGAUGCAAUGGAGCCAGCUACACCAGCGCCACAAGCUCCGAAAUCACCCAGCUCUGAGUGGUUGGUCAGGACCCCUGCAGCAGAGAAAGCCACAGUCCCAACUACUGCUACAUUUUUUAAAAUGCCACAGGAAAAGAGCCCUGGAUACAGCUAGAGAGCAAGACUCCACCCUCCAGGAGUUGCUGAAGCAACUGUUGGACUUCGUGUUAGUCUUUCAUAUCUUAAUCGACAUUCCUAGUCCUUUCACCACCAGAACCAACUCCUUUUCAAAUGCAGCAGUGGACUCUUUCUCUCAGAAGAUCACGUUGUGGGAAUCUUUUUUUUAAUUAGUGAAGUAUUGAGGCAGCAAUUUUUUACAAAACGUCAUCCUCUGCUCUAUUUGUUACCUUGUUAUUGCUGUCUCAAUAUUUACUACAGCCCCAUUGACAGAGCUGUUGCUUUUUCGCAGUUGUCUUUGUUCUUGAAAAACCAGUUACUGCUUUUGCAUACCUUUUGUGUAGAGCUUUUAAUAUCAUUUGAGGAAGUUCCAAACUUGUAGCCAGUUCCAAACAAAUGUAACUAUGGAGUUGAGGCCUGUAUGGAAUUGUGUCUGUAGGAGAUAAGGCUUGCCUUUGAGCCUACUCUUGAUUCACACAGAGUGCCAAUAAGAUAAAUCAACCAGGCUCUCAGUUUGGAGCCUCAAAAGAGACACCAGCAACUGGGCCUUGAGAACUUCCAUUUUUCUGCAGAUGGUCUGCAGAAACUCAGACAGCUCAUCAGCAGCAGCAGCUGUAUUGUAUUUUACCUCAUCUUCAGAGUUUAUGUUCUACUGAAAGAGGAUGUGUGUAUACACACAUGUACACACACAGAGAUUGGUUUAAUGGAGAAGAUGAUUUAGGUGUACAGCACAUUUAAAAUAGGCAGUGGCUUGUGUCUUACUAUUUCAUGUCCCAGUGUAAGCCUUUAUGUCCUAAGCAGGACUUUAUUAGUAUUAUAGGUUAAUAACCUGCAGCAGAAACUCACACUCUAUUAUAAUAAUGGCUUCUUGGGGCCAUGCUUUGGGGAGGUAAAAUGUCUUUUUGACAGGCCUUUAUACGUGGUGUGUUUAUGAUGGCUCAGCUGCAUGUGGAGUUAUAUAUACAGUCGUGCCUGAAGUUGGAUGCUACUUUGUCAAAGUGAGAAAUAAGUGAUGGCCUGGAGCUGCUGGAGAGAAGCCAUGCUUUCUGAAGAGUAUUAUCAAGCGUGUCUGUCAUUCAUUCAGGGGCCUGGAUGACAGAAGGGCUCUUUUUUUAUACCAAUGAGUGCGUUUACUCUGAAAUGCAUGGAAGCUCUUUGCGAAGUGCUCCCUGCUCUGGUCACAUUGUAGAGGGAUUCCCACUCAUGUACCUGCUUAUUUUCUGUCUUAAAUAGUGCUGAAUGGGGCAGUGCCUCCUUCCCCUGAAGUGUGAUGUGUUGCUUUAUCAUGGUCCCUUUUAAAAUGAUAGUUCUUAUCAAUGGAAACUCCACAUUUCUUUAUUGAUGAAGUAGGGAGGUGGGUGGGAGGAACUAGUUGGAAAAAGGGACUUGAAGCUAAGUUUCCAUGGCACUUUAUGUAAGACUGAGAACAUGUCAAUUGUUCAUAAUCAGAAAUGUGGUAGAGGGAGGUGCAGGUAGAGAUGAUGGGGUGGGAGAGUGCUGAAGCCAGCCCAGCAUGCCUCUAAGUCGUCCCUGGUUCUCAUGCAGCAGUGUGCUUCCCUUCCCUGUGGGCCACACCCCACAGGGCAUAGAAAAUAGAAUGUCUGUUGAAUAUAAAAUGGUACCACUGAAUUGUUUUAGUGAUGAGGUUAGAUUUUAUUGUCAUGUGCAUUGUCACCAUAGUGACCUAUGGCAUAUAUUUUUAACAUACUUGGUUGGGGUUGAGAGAAAUGUAAGGACAUAAUUUUUUCUUGUGUCAGGCUCUGUGACUCCUGCAGCAAUUGGUCCCAUGGUCGCGGCUUAUUAGUGAAAACCUCCAGAGGUCAGGUGGCCAAGGUGUUCCCACAUAUUUUCUAUAUAACUUAUUGCCUAAUAAUCCUCUUUUCUGCCUAUGAUUAAAAAUAAUUUUUAUAUACAACAUUGCUUACAUUUCAAACAUCUCUACGAAGUCAUGCCAUUUUAAGAAGAUGAAAACAGUCACAGAGUUGAGUGACUUGUUCCAAAUCACAUAACUAAGCCAGGCCUAGAACCCCAGAUUUUUAGAGUUUCUCUGCCCUGGGUUAUAAUCUCUUGUUUAGCAGUGAUAGACCUGAUUCAGUCGGAGAUGCUUUUUAAUGAAACAGUAUACCAUGAAUAUUUAUUAUCUUUCUCAAGCAUGCUUUUCUACACAUUUUGAAUACUUUCAACAGGGAUCACCCAAGAAUGCAACAUCUACCUGUAAUAAAUGGGGAGAAAGUUAGUUGCCUGAGAGAAUAGAAUAUUAAGCACACAAAUACUUUCCAACACAGGGUUGUAAAUUGCACUCCUCAUUUUAAGGUGCUGUAUGUGCAUGUUUAAGGAAUUAUUAAUGUAUUCUGCUUGCUUUCUGUAUUAACCUGUUCCAGAGGAUAGCCUUAGAAUUGAGUGUAUUUUGAAUCUUAAAAUUUAAAGUUUCUUUAUAUGUGGCACAGUGUAUAAUGUCAUAAAUUAAGAAAAAUCUAUAAUCUUUCAAAGAAGUUAUAUAGUUUCAAAAAUCAGGUUUUGUAAUCUGUUGAAGAAACUCUGAAAUAUGACUUGCUUUUUUGAGGAUGAUGAUCCUUGAGCUCAUGUAUUUGAUCUGCUCAAAAGUAGUAACUAAAGCUGAGUUAAACAGUUUUUAUUUAUUUCAGGGUUCUGAUUUAUCCCAGCUGCCUAUACAAAUGGCCUGUGUGAAUCCUAAUCUUGUGUGUUUUCCACGAUGGGCAGAAGUCGAAACAUUAUCUGCUUCUGUAAGGAUCAUUAAUAAAAAAUUAGUUUUAAUUAUGAGUUUAAGGGAAGUUUAGGUUAUUUUUGAGAUGCCGUAUUUUAAAGGAACAAAACUCUCCUGUUGCCUUUUGUUGUGGUUUUUGUUUCCUAGAGAAAGGCUCUUGAUCUGUCACUCGGACUAGAGUACAGUGGUGUGUUCAUAGCUCACUCUAACCUUGAAUUCGUGGGCUUAAGCCAUCCUCCUGCCUCAGCCUCCUGAGUUGUGAGGACUACAGAUCUGUGCCUCCACACCUGGCUAAUUUUUCAAGUUUUUGUAGAGAUGGAGUCUUGCUCAGUUGCCUGUGCUGGUCUUGAAUUCCUAACCUCAAGCAAUCUUCCUGCCUUGGCCUCCCCAGGUGUUGUAAUAGGUGUGAGCCACCAUGCCCAGCCUUGUGUUGCCUCUUGGUAAGAACUAGUAAGAGGAAAUUAGUAGCUUGUUUACCUGGUUCCAGAUUUGGAGGGUGCUGAGUAUAAUUUUUACUGAGUGGUAUGUGGUUGGAAGGUAGGCCCACAUUUAGCUUUGAAUUGUUUAGAAAUCAAGUGUGAUUCAAAAUUUCAAAGGACAUUGUUUUGCUGGGCUUUGAAAUAGGCUACUAACAAGGCUAUUUUUGCAGCAAAAUGGCCAAAAUCUGAAAUAAAUCUAUUUAGUCUGUGAUGCUUGUAGCAUCGUUUGUUAAGUAAAACACGACACCUAGGACAAGUAACUAAAGUAGUUAGGACUUCCAAAUACAUUUGCUAUAGCCUUGAAUUUUUGCAUUUUGGAGUUAGAGACACUGUGGCUAUAUCUAUAUACCUAUAAUAUAGCCUGGGAAGUUCUGUUGCUGCAGAGUUAUCAUUAAAGUUAAUUGGAAUUGAAAAAGAUACAGAGUGUUGAGAGAAAGGAACUAGGCUGGUGCAGUCAUUGCUGAUGUGAUGGGUUCUCCACUUUGACUCCAGGCAAAGGCUCCUGGUGAUACAUGGUUCAUUUCAGGUCUUUGUUUUAUUUUGGCUUCAUUGCUGUGGUUCUAAGCCACACAGGUAUUUUCUUCCUGCAGAGAAUACUAUGUAAAAGUCUCAGCGUUAGAAGCUGUAUUCAGUGUCCUGUAUGUCUUAUGAACCUUAUCUGAGCUGAGCUGAGAGCAGAGUGGCUUACUCUAGCAGCUGUGGAUGCAGUCUAGUCGGAGGCAUGGCUUGGAGGAUGUCAUGGUUCAUGGGAUGGUUGGAGGGAUGGUAAAAGCAGUUAGCUCUUGUCAGCUGCUUCCUCUGCUAGUGCUUGAGCUGCCAAUUUUACCUGUCAGUAUUUCCUUAACUCCCACUCCUGUUGUGAAAGGUCACAGAGUAAUUGUCACUGGCAACAGUUUCUCCCCAUUAGAAGAAAACUGGUACAGAGGGAAAAGGUGAGGAACACAGUGAGUUCCAUCACUCAAAACUAAAUGCAAGUGGCACAGAGAUACUUUCUCCUAUGCUAACAUCUCCAAAAGAUGAACAUCAAAUGCCUAGAAAUAGCAGCAUCAAAAAGAAAGCAGAUGAGAAGUAUUGUUGGAGUAUGGACUACGAGGUUUUUAACAAGCCCAGCAAAAAAAACUUACGGCCCAAAGAAGAACUAUUUCUACCACUGCAAGUAGACAUCAUAAAUGCUUGGUAAAAUUGCCAGAUUUAGGGAAUAAAACAUUGUCAAGUAUUGAAGAAUGAGGCAUAUCCUGAAGACAUUCAGCAAAGAAGCAAGUUUGGCAAGGUGGAGAAGUGGAAAGCAGUGGGAAGAGAAAGGGAGAUACCCAGAGCAGGAAUUCUCCAAGUGUUGCCCCUAGGCUGGCACCAUCCAUACCAGACCUACUGAAUCAGAAACGCAGGGCAAGGCCCAGCCCCGCUCCUGGGGCUCUGGUGCAUACUCAGGUUUGAGAACCAUAGGCUUUGCCACAGCCAAAAUGUUUUAAUGGGCUGGUCUCUUCCUAAGUGCUGAGGUGCUCUCAUAUUCCCUCCAUAAGUUAAGAGAUGUUUUUUGUGGGCCGGGCGCAGUGGCUCACACCUGUAAUCCCAGCACUUUGGGAGGCCGAGGCGGGCAGAUCAUGAGGUCAGGAGAUUGAGACCAUUCUGGUCAACAUGGGUAAACCCCUGUCUCUACUAAAAAUGCAAAAAAUUAGCUGGGCAUGGUGGCGCGUGCCUGCAAUCCCAGCUACUCAGGAGGCUGAGGCAGGAGAAUUGCCUGAACCCAGGAGGCGGAGGUUGCAGUGAGCCGAGAUCACGCCAUUGCACUCCAGCCUGGGUAACGAGCGAAACUCCGUCUCAAAAAAAAGUUUUUUGUAUACUUCUUUGCAGAAACUGUUAAUGUCUUUAUUUCUGUUUUUUCCCCUACAAGCUCCUGAAAGAUCUCUUGGAAAAAUUGACAAAGGAUGCUAUCAAGGCUAUGUUUAUAUGGAUGGAAAUAACCUUUUGAAAAUGGGUAAAGCUUGGCUGUGGUGACUCAUGCCCAUAAUCCCAACACUUUGGGCAGCCAGGGCAGGAGGACCGCUUUAUUGCAGGAGUUGAAGACCAGCCUAGGCAACAUAGUGAGACCUUGUCUGCAAAAAAUUUUAAAAAUUAGCUGGGUGUGAUGGGCACAUGCCUGUGGACCCAGCUACUUGGGAGGCAGAGGCAGGAGGAUCACUCAAGCCCAGGAGGUUGAGGCUGCAGUGAGCCAUGAUCUGGCCACUGCACUCCAGCCUGGGUGACAGAGUGAGACCCUGUAUCAAAAAAUCAAUAAUAAGUAUGGAUAAAAAGAUAACAAUUGUUAGUCUAUGAAUGAUAGUCAUUUUUCACAAUUGAAAGUAAAAAUAUGAUUUGUGUAAGGUAUGAAUUUAUCAUAUUUGUUUAUUAGCUCUUAGUUUGAAGGGAAAGUAUCAUGUAUUUUUCAGCAUGAUAAUGAUGAAUCAUUUAAAAUAUGGCUCAUAAAAAUGAAAAAAAUACUGGCAGAAAAAAACCACCUUGGGUACAUAGAUGUGUAAUAAAUACCUGUUGAGUUAUUGGUAAUCUUUUGCUAAGACUGAGUCUCAGUACUUCAGAGCAUGUAAAAAUCAAUUUCCUGUGAUCCCACUUAAUCACACCCUGUUGUCUUUGUUUUAGAUUUCAGCCAGCGAUUCAGCAGGGGUUGGGGGCCAAUAGCAACUCAUGCUUUUUUUGUUGUUCGUGUCUGACUCAUGGAUUCAGCAUUUCAGAAUAUGGUACUCUAAUCUUAAGGCUUUGAAAAGAAAUUGUGGCCAUUUUUUCUUUAUAUUUUAUUUAACUGGUUGCUGAAACCUGGAAACCCAUGUUCUGUCUUUUCAGGGAAUAUGCAUAGCUAAAGAGUUCAUUGUGUCUACAGAGGUAUAGGAGUUCUCAUUUCCUCAGAUGCCCAUGUGUGUAGGCUGUUAAGCUUUCAUUUCAGUGUUUGCAAUCUAUUAAAACACCAUCCAAUUUUUCUUUUCCAUCUUGAAAACCAGUUAAAACUACCUCUGGCCAAAAAUGUUAUUGUUAUUGGAUAUUAUCAAGGUAUGAGACUAAAAAAGUUAGAAGGCUUUAAGAUAUAAAUGAUAUAAGUUAAUGUUUUCUUUCUCUAAAAGCUCUGACCCUUACUGACCCCUUAUUAAAAAUUUUUUUGAAAGGGGAAAGAAAAUAUCAGAGAACUUAAAAAUGGCCUUUGUGGCUUUGCCUCAAAAUCAACACAUUUCAUUAUGUAUAGAUGCUAUACCUUGCUUCCUCAAGCGGGCCAUGAAAAAAAAUCUCUUGACCAUGCAGACUGAUACCACCCCAAAAUCAUGGUAACGAUUUGAAUUGCUCUCCAUAUUGAUCUCAGUUAAAUUCCUGCCUGUUGUCAGCAGCUGUUGCAAACUGGCUGUUGUAAACCCUUUCUACCCGGACCUCUCUCCAGCUCCGCAGUUCAUCUCAGCCCCCACCACAUAACAGCCUCAGGCAGAACUUCCCACCUAGACACCCUCACACACACCCUUCCUCACCUUCUUGUCAGUGCCUGUCCUGCCCAAGACAAUCCCUUUUCCUGUGCCCUAUGCCCUCUCCCUUGAUAGAUGACUUGAUCUAGAUACAGCCUCACAUACAGCUUUGCAUUUAAAAAAGGUUCAAAGACUUCUGCUUCAAACAAAAAUACCUUUCCUUAGCCCUUUGAAAGCCUGACUACUACUAAAGUAUACUACUCUGUCCAUUGUGCAAUCCACCGAAGCAGUAGUUUUUAACCCUGCUACACAUCAGGAUCACCUGGGCAGCUUUAGUAAGUCCUAAUUCCUGGGUUGGCGCACUGGCUCGCACCUGUAAUCCUAGCACUUUGGGAGGGCAAGGUGGGCAGAUCACAAGGUCAAGAGAUCAAGACCAUCCUGGAGAACAUGGUGAAACCGGUCUCUGCUAAAAAUGAAAAAAGCUGGGUGUGGUGGCACGCACCUGUAGUCCCAGCUACUCUGGACGCUGAGACAGAAUUGCUUGAGCCCGGGAGGUGGAGGUUGCAGUGAGCUGAGAUUGUGCCAGUGCACUUCAGCCUGGUGGCAGAGCAAAACUCCAUCUCGGAAAAAAAAAAAAAAGAAAAGUCUAAUUCCUGGCCUGGACCUCAGACCAAUUACAUCAGCAUGGGAAAGUGGGGACAGGCUUCGGUCUUUAAAAAAAAGUGCAGCUGUGGCAGAGAACCUCUCUAAAACUCUAAAACUGCUACCCUUGUCACUGUUAAAACUGUUCUUGCUGGGUUCACCAGUGACUUCUGCCAAAAUUUAGCCCUUAGGUUGAUUUUUAUGAUACUGAUGCUAUCUAACCACUUUCUUUGGAAUGCUCCCCUUCCUGACCCGACUUUUCUGAUUUUUCUCCCACUACUUUGCUCUUUCUCAGUUCCUCUAGGUUGUUUGGUACGUCAGUCUAGCACAGACUGGAUGUCGGCCUCUGCCACCACCUCCGUUACUUCAGUGAACCCCUGUUUGCCAGUGAGUUCCUUUGCCAUACCACUUUAAUGCACUAAUACAAAAGCACAGGUUAGAGUGAAGCAUUCAUGUUCGUUAAUCACUGCAGGCUUCUGGGAAAGCGUACUCAAGGUCUUGAUCCUUCUCUCACCUCCCUUGUUCCUCCUCCAAGCCCAGUGAGGUAGGAGGAAUUGCUGUUGAGAUUAGUGAGAGUCUAAGGUGGAUCACUGCUGUCUAUUUAUGAAUUGCUGUUUAUGAAAAGAUGGCCUGGACCGUGGUCCCUCUUCAGCUUUCUCCUUUUCAGGGUCUUGGACUGGAAAGGAGGCCUGUGCCCAAAAGAGGCUCCUCUACCUAAUGCUGUCUUCAGCCUGUGGCUUUCUGCUGCUGAUAAGAUUUCAGUUUGGCUUCCUCAUCCCUUUUCGGCCUUGAGCUUCAUGUUGAUCUUUAUCAAAGAACUUUUUAUUGGGGCAUGAGCACUAGCCCAGUUAAUACAAUGAAACUUGAUUUCCCCGUCUGCUGUCAUCAUUGCAUGCUGCCCCUGGAACUGGAUAUAGAGUUCCACUUUCAUCAGAAGCAACCCUGUGUGUUCCUGACGUCUUUGAACCACUGGUUUCUGAUUCAAAAUAUGGGGUAGGUAGAUCUGAUUAGUAGUUAUAUGCCUGUGUCCUAGCCUUAGGAAGUCAGAAUGAGAUUUUCUGGAAAGCUGAGCUUCUAUUAGGGAUGAAUACAUUCCUCACACAUGGGAAGGUACUUCAGAUGCUGGACAGCCAAUAAGAAUAACAAAGGUCCACCAGAGCCAUUCCCCCAGUCACUGAUUCACUACACAUUUACUGAACACUGAUUAAGCCAAGUUCUCAAGGACCUCUUAGGGAAGAGGGUAACUGCCCUAAAGCAGGAUGCUCAUGAGCUCCUUAGAUACACUCUCCUUGAAACUAUUAGGCCCCUGUCCAGAGUCCCUAAUAACAAUAAUGGCAAAUAUUUACUUAGUGAUCUGCCAUUUGGAAAAAACAUCUCACUUAUUCAACAGAUCUAAGGUAGGUACUUUUAUCUCCAUUUAAAAACAAUGAAAGAUGCUUACGGUUAUAGACAAACUUGGUUAAGUCACAGAACUAUUAAGUGUCAGUCAAGAUUCAGAUUCAAGUCUGUUUGAUGCUAGAAUGUCUGUUCCCAACUAAUACCUCUGCCGCCUCUUUUUACAAACUGAAGUGUUGAGGGCAUGUAUGUACGUGUAAGUUGUGGGCCACUGGGCCCUGGGUCAGUGUCUGAUGAGACCUCUUUAUUGUUUCUCCUGGUGGGCUGUUUCUCUACCAGGCAACUGUGAAUGGGCUCAUCCCUUCUCUGUGCCUACAUCAUUGAACAGAGGUAGCCAGUUUCUGUGACAUCCUCUUAAAACAGCGGUUUUGUUCUUGAGAAUGACCAGCAAGAGAAAAGUCAGUGAAAUCUUGCAAACCUAUGGGAAUAAAAAGGUAUUGUCCCUUGUGUACCAAGGCACAACGGCUUCCUUAGCGAGGAGGAUAUAUGUUAAGAGAUGUUAAUGGUAGUGAUAUACUGUUUUCAACAUCUUGGUAAACAUUUCUUUGACUGUUAGCAAAAGCUGCCUUAGCAAUCUUGGCUUAUAGAAAUAUCCCUUCAUCUGUAGAUGUGUAUAGAACACAUUUUAUGCCACGCACUCUGCUAGGAGCUGGGUAUACAGAGAAGAAAGUCAUUCUUGCUCUCAUGAUGUCCAUGGUCCUCUCAGGAAGAGACAAGAAAAGCAUUACUAGGUAGAGUGAGAUAAGAAAGGGUAUUUUGGCAGCAAGGAGCAGGGCACUUUAACUCAAACUGGGCAGUGGAAGAAGUCAAAAAACACUGAAAGAAGUUCCGAAGAAUGAGCAGGAGUUAAGCAGAGUGGAGGAAGCCCUACAAGGGUAAGAGCAUGGUUUGUUCAGAGCACUGCAAGUGUUUUGGUGUGGUCCACAUGCAAAGCUUAUAGAGGAGCAGGGAGAGGAAGGCAGGAGACAGGAAGUGAAGGGUCCCAUGUACACUGGCUUACUUGUUGAGUUGGAGAGCUAUUACAGUAUUCCUCCUCUGCUAAGCUCAGCCUGCGUUCAUGGAAACCCUACUGCAACUGGCCCAUUAUGCAUACAAAGCUGGAACUGAGAUGUGAACAGGUUUGCAUUGCCUUGAUCAUCUUCCCUGGGAAAUACAGCUAGGCCCACGUGUUGGUAGGAGCUACUGACAUGUUAAAACUAGGUUAAACUGAAUUGGAAGUAACAAUUUAUUUGGAAUCAUGACUGACUGAUUCCAUUACAUGUUCUAGCAUGAUACCAGUUUGAGGUUAUUCCCCUUGAACCACCAACUUAGUAUGAGUUUAAUGCAUAAUGUGAUGGUCUUAGUUCCUUGUACUGUUUUUCAGUAACAAAGUUGUUCAACUACCAGUUAAGUUUUUUGGGCUUUCUCAGUAGUGAUAAUAAAUUUGUAUUGAUCUAUGUACACCUUUUGGACUGAACACCUUGGCAAUCUUCGAUAUUUUAAGCCUGCAGAAAGUGCCCAUGGGAUGAAACCCACCCACUGGCUCACAGUAAGUUCUGAUCCCAUGAUUUUGGUCUCAUUAAUACUGUGCUGUAAAUAAAAUGAGCUAAACCUUUUGAAACUGCAUAAAUAUGAAAUAAUUGUGUGUUUGGGGCCAACAUUUUUCCUAAACAGUCUCUGACUGACUGAUCAGCAUUUUAAAUUAGGUGAUGUAAUGUAGCUUUUGUACAUAGAAAUAAGAAACUGAUUUUUAUGUCCCAUUACUAAAAUAGUAUAGGGAGGACAUAAUCCUUUAUUUCUUCAUAAGUCAAUGUAUCUUCAUUCUCUACUAUGAGCAAUGAAAAGUAUACUAAUUUUUCAUUGCUCAUAGUAGAGAAUGAAGAUACAUUGACUUAUGAAGAAAUAAAGGAUUAUGGUGAUCAUAUGAAAAUGUGAUUAAAGAGAUUAUUACUAGAAGAAAAAUUCAGGCUGCUAAUUAUGAGAAAAAACAUGUAUAUACAACCAAACAAAUCACAAAAAUGAAGAAUUUCUAAAACCAUGGAAUAGGAAUAAAUAUACCUGUCAUAUUAAUAAAAGUAAACUUACCUGUAAAUAAAGGCCAAAAUGUCAGCCAACACUAAUUGCAUGUUAUAAGAUUCAGAAAGGUUGAGCAAAAGUAAACCAGGCAAACACAAACAAGAAAAUGAGUUGUAGUCUGCCUAUCAGGCAAGGUUGAACUUAGGGAGAAGAACUGAAAGAAAAAGAAAAACACUACAUAAUGCUAAAGGGUGUGACUCACGAGAUAUGAUGUUUCUAGAUAUCUGUGUACCGAAUAAUGGAAAACCAUUUAUGUAUUGGAAACCAUAGGAGACACAAGAAGAAACAGAACAUAAUGCUAAAGGGUGUGACUCACGAGAUAUGAUGUUUCUAGAUAUCUGUGUACCGAAUAAUGGAAAACCAUUUAUGUAUUGGAAACCAUAGGAGACACAAGAAGAAACAGAAAUACAAUGUUAGUUGGAUAUUUUAAUUCAAUUCUGUCAGUUCAUGACAGAUCAAGUAGAUGAAAAACCAGAACAUGGGAUGAUUUAAAUAAGAUACGGAAGAUCUAGUUGAUACAUCUCAGACUUUACCCUAAAAAUGGUAACUACACUUUAAAGUAUCCAUGAAACAUUUCCCCAUUUGAGUGUAUGUUAGAAUAUACAGAAAACAUAAGUUUCAGAACAGAGAAAAAAACAACAGAUGGCAUUUUCUGAUAAAAACGCAAUAAAUUAAAGCCAGAAAACACUACUCAUCUGCAAUCCAAAAUAUCUUUAAGCUCUUCAGCUAUUCUUGGGUUGAUUAGGAAAUGCAAAGCAUUGAAAAACAUUAUUUCAUAGCUAAAAUAUAAACUUAUUCCUCUGAGAUACAAAUAAAGCAGUGCUCUGAGGAAAAUUCAUAGCCCUAAUAUUUGUGUACUAAAAAAUAAGAUAAAUAUUAUAUAACUCAAAAUAUUAGGAAAUGGAAUAUUUUAAAAGCAGACUAAAAGAAUAAAAAGUUAGAAAAAUAGGGAAACCAAGCUAAUUUUAAAAAUAUGUAAUAAAAUAUAUAACAUUUUAGCUAACAUUAUGACAAGAAGGCAAACACAAAAUAAGAAUUACCAGAUACUGAAUAAAUAAAAGCCAUAAAACAUACUUUGCUCAACCCUAUGCAGACAAUUUAAAAUCUUGGACUAAAUGGAUAAUUUUCUAGGAAGCUAUAAUUUGCCAAAAAAUGACUUCAAAAGAAAGAAAUCUAAUAUAACAAUUGCCAUAGAAAAAAUGAAGUAAGUGCUAUUUCAAUUAGUGCGGCAGACUUAAAAGACCCUACCAAUGAAAACAAUGAAAUGCAUUUGGAAGAUUAACAAAAAACUUUUUUGUAAUACUAAUUUUUUGUUGUACUUUUUAAAGCAUGGAAUGGAAUUUAUUGUAAAGUCAUGUAUUUUAUAGAAUCCAAGCAACAGCCAAUCAGCCAGAGAUAAAGUGAGGCCAGCUCAGGGAAUGUGACCAGUGGUAAUUUUCCACUGGUGUUCCAUGUUAGUGUGACACAGAGCCCCCUCUCCACAUUCUCUGGGGCUCUUGAUCAAAAACCUUAAAAAAAAAAAUAGAUUAGACUUAACAAAAGCUGCAAAAAUAGAUUUCCUGUGUGCCCUUCUCUCAGUUUCUCCUAAUGUUAACUUACAUACCUGGUACAAUUAUUGAAACUAGAAAAUUAAUAUUGGUAUAAUUCUAUUAACUACAUACUUUAUUUGAAUCUUAGCAGUUUUCCCAGUAAUGUUGUUUUUCUGAUUCAGUAUUCAAUCAAGGAUGCUUAUGUACUUGGGUUUUUCUGGGUUUUCUAUUCUGUUGCACUGGUCUACUUGUGCAUGGUACCACACUCUUUUAAUUAUAGACUUUAUAGUAUGUUUUAAUGACUGGCAAGGCUAGUCCCCCUUAUAAUUUUUCAUAUUCAUUGUGCUCCUGGCUAUUCAUACAUGUUUGUUUUUCCCUAUGAACUUUAAUAUCAACUUGUCUAAAUUCAUUUUUGAAUUUAGGUAAUUAGAUAUUUUAUUGAUAUUAUAUGACAUUAACUGGUUUAGGGAGAACUAACAUCUUUAAAAUGUGAAGUCAUCCUAUCCAAGAACAGGGAUUGUAUUUCCGUUUAUUCAAGUCUACUUUUGUGUCUUUGCAGCAGUGUUUUAAAAUUAUUCUUGUAUAGGUUUUGUGCAUUUCUUGCUAAGCUUAUCCCUAAGUAUUUAUUUGCUAGUAAAUGAGAUUUCCUCUGCCAUUGUCUUCUAACUGGUUAUUGCUCUCUCUAUAAAAGCUACUGAUUUUGUAAGCUAAUGUGUCUUGCUACCUUACUGAAUUUUUUAAAAAAUUAAAGAACAGAAAUUUA
Callithrix jacchus (white-tufted-ear marmoset) is the source of this 14646-nucleotide messenger RNA. RefSeq names its product G-patch domain containing 2 like (gene GPATCH2L). The record is from RefSeq and is a predicted model, not a curated record. NCBI's taxonomy places the organism in Eukaryota, Metazoa, Chordata, Mammalia, Primates, Cebidae.